GUUUGAUUGGCGGUUUGAAAACGCCGUAGUGGUGGGCGGGCUGAGUUUUGGGUCCUGAUCUGGUGCGGUCCCGGGUUAAUGACGUCACGGUCUUUCGCGGGAGAAAUUCGAAAGUGGAUUUCAUGGACAGGUCAUAUAAAUAAUUGAAUAACCACCAUUAUUUUCUGGACAUGACUGGUUUAUAAUUUCAGAAGAAAUAAUGGAAAGCCAGGAAUUUAUUGUACUGUAUACUCACCAAAAGUUGAAGAAGUCAAAAGUGUGGCAAGAUGGAAUUCUGAAGAUCACUCACUUAGGAAACAAAGCAAUUUUAUAUGAUGACAAAGGACAAUGUUUGGAGAAUAUAUUUCUUAAGUGCCUUAAGGUGAAGCCCGGAGAUGACUUAGAAAGUGAUCGGUACUUAAUCACAGUUGAGGAGGUUAAAGUUGCUGGAAGUAUAGCUAUUAAACAGGAUGUCAUUAAAGAAGCACCAGAGUUAAAUCCAAGGAGAUUUAUAUCCUCUGGCCGGUCCCGUGGAUGUCAGCCUGCUGGUUUAAAAAGGAAGUUUACUGGUUUUCGAGGACCACGUCAAGUGCCAAAGAAAAUGAUUAUUACAGAAAAUGGUGAAUCAGCUGUGUCACUUGAGGCUAAGAAACCUGGCUCUAUUUUUGUUUCUCCCUUCUACAGCACACCUCCUUUGUUUUCUACUGCUGGCAAGAAAGAUAUAAAUAAUAUGCCAACAGACCCCAAGAACAGUGUCACUUACAAGAACAGAGAGACAGAUGGCUUACAUUGUUCUUCCGUUGUGUCUACUCCAUUCUUCAAGAAUGAUUCAGAAAUGCUAUGUGAAGAAAAUUAUUUUUGCUCUCCUGUCUGUUCUGUAAAUAAUUCAGAUUCUGUACUGACCAAUGAGGCCAUAAAAAAAGAUGGUUUGACAUCUCACUGUUUAGGAGUUUCACAAAACAUCAGAAGCAAAGCACAGAUAUUAGCUCUUCUGAAGUCCGUAUCAACUGGUACGUGUAAAGAACUAAAUUCUGGGAUUACGGAACAUCUCCCUCAGAUACAGCUACAAGGAAGUGUAAAUAAUCCUACCAAACCAAAGUGCAUAGUUGAACAAGAAGAGUGUGCAGAGGUGAAGAGCACAGACAGUUUACACCACCAGCAUCAAUCAGAAAAUACCAUGAGAAAUAAAAGCCGAUGGGCCGUGUAUUUAUCCUCACAGAGUUCACCUGUACAUUCUUCUACUGAAGAUGGAAAUAAUACAGAAAGAAAACCCAAGGCCCAGGGAGAUAAUACAAAUUUAAAUUUGAAAGACCUUUUGGUACAAGAAAGGAUACAGUUCUUUGAAACUUGUGCUGAACAGUGUAAAAAGUAUAAUGAAGACAAGCCAGUAGAUGAUAAUGAUCCAUCUUUGGAUCAGGAAGUAAAAUUGGAAAUUCCUUCAUUCUGUAAAAGCAACAGCUUACCAGUCUCCUGUAGCAGUGUGGAGAGUGAGGGUUUAUUAUCAGAAUCUGACAUUCAAAAAAAUAAUAAAAUACCUGUUAGUCAGAAUGACCAGAUGUGUGUAAAAGAAUCAAUUCUCAUGGGAGAAAAUGCUCAGGAGAUAAAUCUCUGUGGAACACCGGAAGAGAAGUAUGACCAGCCAAUGUCAUUCCUGCCUGAAUCUGAGCAGCUGCAAACGGAGUCUUCUACAAGUAACAAUUCUAGGCUCUCGGAUGACUUUACCAACGUGCUGUCUAAAAGCAAUACUGAUAGUGGAGGUCCUGAUAGUAUUCCUCAACCUAUGAGUAAUGUAGCACAGCCGCUUGUGGAGGUGACUUUUAAUCUGAACAAUUUUGAAACCAACGACACUGAGGAGGAAUCACAGGAAAGCAACACAAUUUCCCAGGAUUCAGACGGUUGGGUAAAGGAAGCUUUUACCCAAAAUGACAGCAGUUUAAGUGUUCAAAAGAGAUAUGAAGAUAUACACUGUAAGAAAGUUGGCAGUGAAUAUUUGUCUCAUUUAACAUCUAUUGGGGAUAAACCUACAGAGACAUUUCCUAUUAAAGAGACUCUGCUAUCACAGUUUUGUGAUAAAGCUUGUAUAGGUGUUGACACAGGAGCUUGGAAAGCUGGAAACAUUAGAAAAGAAAUAGAAGAGUAUAAUGACACGUUAAGCAGUUUUGACUCAUCUUUAGAGGAGACUGAUGAUGUAUAUAUAGAGAAUAAUGAAAAUGCUAAUAAAUCUAUUCAAAAAGUCAGAAUUAGCUAUGAUAUUGCUUUACCACAGAAUAAAUCUAAAGGUACAAGCUCGAAUUUACAUAUUCCUUGUUUAAACAUAGCCACUAAUCAGACUCCUGAAAACAGCCCAUUGUCAGAACAGGCCAAGCCUCAGCCUUUUAUUAUGGGAAGUAGCUUAGACAAAAAUGAUGAACAGGUUUUACUGUCAACUGCCAACAGCAACAUCAGUAUCCAACAAUUCAAUGUUAAUCCUAAUCACUCUGAAGAAUGUACUACUCUUGAUAAAUCAAAUAUCCAAGUUUCCAAUUCUUUGUUUUACCCUCUGGGAAAAAAGCAUCCUAUUUCCAAAGACAUAGAAGCGUAUAUUCCUGAAUCUGAAGAUUUGCAAAGGGUUGAAGGAGAAACUGAUGGAGAAAGCAAACAAUAUUGGAAUAGUCCUAGAAAUCCUUCGGAGCUCUCUGGAUUAGUAAAUAACAUUUCCCUUUUAAAAUCAUUAUCUGAACACAGUACAGCUUUAGAAGGCUUGGAAAUACUGAAAAAGAAAAAUACUACCUUUAAACAACAAGGGACUCUGCAGACUUAUGAGCCAGAUAGCAAUCCUGAAGUUAGGAAACCGUUGACUUCAGGAGUUUCACAAGCUUUACCAAAGUUGCCUCAUCUGAACCAGGAUUCUCAACAGUUCUUUUCCAUGGGAGAUGAAGAGACUGCUUUUCUAGAUGUUAUCCCUAAACAAUUAGAGAGAAAAACCUGUGACCCUAAGCCUGUUGAGUUUCAAGGGCACCCAGUGAAAGGAUCAGCUACUAGUGCUGUGAUGGUCAGAGGACACAGCUCACAGCUAGAAUGCGGUCAGUUUCCAGAUAGUAUUGAGUAUGAAAACUGCACGACAGACACUUGUUUAUCGACACCAAAAUCGACUAGUGCUUGUAUGCAGAUUGAUUUCUUGCAGUUCCCAGAUGAAGAAAACUUUCCAAAAGGAGAUAUUAGCUUUAAUAUCGAAGAUAAUUUUCAAGAGAGAGCUGAGUCUAAUAAGGACUCAAUUGAAAAUGACUCUAUUUUAGAUUUCUCUCCUAAAAAUUCAGAACAUUCAUAUCAUUAUUUGGAUUAUAAUUUUAAAUCAGCAGAGAAGACUUCAUGGGAAGCAAAUAAGGUGACAUUACCAGAACAAAAGAUCUCUACAGUAAACCCUGUUUCUACUUUUUCUUUGAACUCGAGAGAUGACGACUUUGUGCUAGAAUUCUCUGAGGAGUCCCUGAAAGAAAGAACUUUACCUGUUAUCAAAAAAUCCAGUUCUCUGGAGAAUAACUUUCAAAGGCUUCCAUUAGUAAGUAGAACCCGAGUUCCACUUAUUACCUUGCCACCUGCUGAAAAGUCACCUGAUUUAGAUUCUUGUUCAUACGUGGUCAACUGUGAUAGGCAAGAAUCUUCUGGUUCCACCCCCAUAUUCAACUUGUGUGAAGAAUCAGGAGUUCUUUCUUUCAGCUUUGGGCUUGAGGACCAAAGUGAAACUUCCUUCUGUAAAGAAUCUAGAGAAGUGACUCCAGGGAACGUUUUACUUCUCAAUAAUGUAUCUACUCAAAGCAAGUGGCUGAAAUAUCAGAACAUACCCCAGUGCAACUUGAUUACUCCAAACAGAGUCGAUAAGAAAGUAACAGAUGGCUUCUCUGCUAAGGUUAUUUCUGGGACACAUUUUAGUGACAUAGGUGAAAGACAGAAUGAUGCUGUAAAUGAAAGCUGUUUAGACUCUAUGCAUUUGCAAAUGUUAAAAGGCACGCUCCAUCAACAGCAACAGGAUUUUAGCAGUCAAGAUUUGGUUUCCAGGAAGAAAACACUCUCUUUGAAUUUAAAGCAGACUUCCAAGACUGAAAAAAUUCAAAACAUGUUAGGAGAGUCAGCCUGCUACAUCUACAGUGUAACAGGAGAAUUACAGGAGAUAAAUGGCUCUGAGCUAUGCUUCCCAAUUGGGCAGAAUAUAAAAUCUGCUUAUCUUCCCCAAAGGCAGAUUCAUAUACCAGCUGUUUUUCAGUCUCCUGGUCAUUAUAAGCAGAUUUUUACAUCUUGUCUUAUAGAGCAUCUAAAUAUAUUGCUGUUUGGGUUGGCACAGAGGUUGCAAAAAGCUCUUUCAAAAGUUGACAUAUCAUUUUACACAUCAUUAAAGGGAGAAAAACUGAAAAAUGUAGAAAGUAAUGUGCCGUCCUGCCAUCAUCAUCAACCUGCAAAACUUGUUAUGGUUAAAAAGGAAGGUCCAAAUAAGGGUCGUCUCUUUUAUACCUGUGAUGGACCCAAAGGUGACCGAUGUAAAUUUUUCAAGUGGCUUGAAGAAGUGACCCCAGGAUAUUUAACACAGGAAGACUCUCGACCUAGCAUGGUUUUAAGUGAUAUAAAGAGCAUUGGCCUGUAUUUAAGAAGUCAAAAGAUACCCCUCUUUGAGGAAUGCCAGCUUUUGGUGAGAAAAAGAUUUGAUUUUCAAAGAAAACAGUAUGGCAAACUAAAGAAGUUUACUACUGUAAAUCCUGAAUUUUAUAGUGAACCUAAAAGCAAACUUUAUCUUAAGCUGAGUCGGAAGGAAAGUUCUUCAACUUACAGCAAAAAUGAUCUUUGGGUAGUUUCAAAAACCCUGGACUUUGAAUUGGAUACUUUUAUUGCAUGUAGUGCUUUCUUUGGACCAUCAUCUAUCAAUGAGGUAGAGCUACUACCUUUGAAAGGUUAUUUCCCUUCUAACUGGCCCACUAAUGUAGUGGUCCAUGCAUUGUUGGUUUGUAAUGCUAGCACAGAGCUGACCACUUUGAAAAACAUUCAGGACAACUUUAACCCAGCUACUCUACCUCUAACACAGUACUUGUUAACAAUGUCUUCAUCAACUAUAGUUAGCAACAAGAGAGUGAAUAAGAGAAAAUUCAUCCCACCAGCCUUCUCAAAUACCAACACAAAAUUUGAACUUCUCAGCCUAGAAGCAACAUUGCAGUUAGCUAGUGAAUUAAUUCAGGCUCACAAGUUAAAUAAGGAUCAAGCUACAGCUUUAAUUCAGAUAGCUCAAAUGAUGGCAUCCCAUGAAAAUGUUGAAGAAAUGAAACUGCAAAUCCAUACCCUCCCUAUCACGAUCAUACACGGUGUUUUUGGAGCAGGAAAGAGUUAUUUGCUGGCAGUGGUGAUUUUGUUUUUUGUACAGCUGUUUGAGAAGAGUGAAGUUCCUACCGUUGGAAAUGCAAGACCAUGGAAACUUCUCAUUUCUUCUUCCACUAAUGUAGCUGUGGACAGAGUACUUCUUGGGCUUCUCAGUCUUGGAUUUGAAAAGUUCGUCAGAGUUGGGAGUGUCAGGAAGAUUGCCAAGCCAAUUUUACCUUAUAGUUUGCAUGCUGGCUCAGAAAAUGAAAAUGAACAACUAAAAGAACUACAUGCACUAAUGAAAGAAGACUUGACUCCUCUGGAAAGGGUCUAUGUCAGAAAAAGUAUUGAACAGCAUAAACUGGGGACCAAUAAAACCCUGCUGAAGCAGGUACGAGUAGUUGGAAUUACCUGUGCAGCCUGCCCAUUCACCUGCAUGAAUGAUCUUAAAUUUCCUAUAGUUGUGCUGGAUGAAUGUAGUCAAAUAACUGAACCGGCCUCUCUCCUUCCUAUUGCAAGUUUCAGGUGUACAAUACAGGAUAGAUACUCAGAAGUGCAAAAUACCCUGGAUCAUAGAGGGCAUAAGCCAGUUCUGUUGAGAACCCAGUACCGUUGUCACCCUGCAAUCAGUGCUAUCUCUAAUGAUCUGUUUUAUGAAGGAAACCUCAUGAAUGGCAUUUCAGAAACAGAGAGGAGCCCUUUAUUGGAAUGGCUCCCAACCCUGUGUUUCUAUAACGUUAAAGGACUGGAACAGAUUGAAAGAGAUAACAGCUUUCAUAAUGUGGCAGAAGCUGCUUUUACACUCAAGCUGAUUCAAUCACUGAUUGCAAGUGGAAUAGCAGGCUGUAUGAUUGGGGUGAUAACAUUAUACAAAUCCCAGAUGUACAAGCUUUGUCAUUUACUUGGUGCUGUGGACUUUGACCAUCCUGAUAUUAAAGCUGUGCAGGUAUCCACAGUAGACGCUUUUCAGGGAGCUGAAAAGGAGAUCAUUAUUCUGUCCUGUGUAAGGACAAGACAAGUAGGAUUUAUUGAUUCAGAAAAAAGAAUGAAUGUUGCACUGACCAGAGGAAGGAGACAUUUAUUGAUCGUGGGAAAUUUAGCCUGUUUGCGGAAAAAUCGACUCUGGGGACGUGUAAUCCAACACUGUGAAGGAAGGGAAGAUGGAUUACAACAUGCAAGCCAGUAUGAACCACAGCUGAACCAUCUUCUUAAAGAUUAUUUUGAAAAACAAGCAGAAGAAAAACAGAAGAGAAAGAAUGAAAAAGAUAAAUCUAAAGAUAAAUCUCAUUCACAAAAAGACAUGGUAUAGAUAAUUUGUAUUUAUAGAAAUUCAAAUUCAUUUUACACUAUACAUUUUUUGUAUUUUUUAAUUACCCUAAAACCUUGUUAUUGAAAAAACCUUUAAAGUAUUUAAAUAACAUUAAAUAACCACGUAUAAAAAUUUUGCUUUUCAAGAAAAUAUACAUACUUAUAUUUAGAUAGGCAGAUGUUGAAGGUAAUAUAAAAUCUUACUAAUAAAAAUAAUUUUUUUUCUAAAAAUUAUGGCUUCUGUUUGCUAAAGGAAUAAAUUUUACAAAGGG
Messenger RNA from Ailuropoda melanoleuca (giant panda), 6878 nucleotides. It is a transcript of the gene ZGRF1, whose product is annotated as zinc finger GRF-type containing 1. The record is from RefSeq and is a predicted model, not a curated record. Gene Ontology annotation, biological process: double-strand break repair. Gene Ontology annotation, cellular component: site of double-strand break; nucleus. Gene Ontology annotation, molecular function: zinc ion binding. The transcript has 30 exons. The coding region runs from base 200 to 6607 and encodes 2135 amino acids. NCBI's taxonomy places the organism in Eukaryota, Metazoa, Chordata, Mammalia, Carnivora, Ursidae.